Messenger RNA from Cetraspora pellucida, 229 nucleotides. The record is from the annotation of a GenBank genome assembly. NCBI's taxonomy places the organism in Eukaryota, Fungi, Glomeromycota, Glomeromycetes, Diversisporales, Gigasporaceae.
AACAAAUCAAUUAGAUUUACAAAUUAAAACAAGUCAAGAUUUAAAUAUCUCAAAUAAUAAUAAUUUAACUUUUGAAAAUAAGCUUGAUUUACUUACAAAGAUUCUUUUUAAGAAGCAAAGAAAAUUAAAUCAUUCAAUAGAAUUAGAUCCUGUCAAAUUUUCAAAAUUAAUUGCACAAUCUAAUUUUCAACUUGAUGGAUUUUUUUUGAUGAAAUUUUUAAUGCUUUAA